AUGACGGCAUGCGCUCCCAAGACAGGUGCUCCUAUCUUCCCCGCAACUGUUUCUACCAUCCAACAAUAUCCCACGCACGAGAUCAUGUCGCGCCGGGGUGUUGGCCUCGGGGCCUUUGCGAAUAGAACUCAGGCGACUCAAUCCUAUGCCACCCAUGGCGCGAACCUCAGAUCUACCCACCUGGCGUCCCUCCAAACUCAGCUCUCUGUCUUCCAGUCGCUUUUACAUACUUUUGCACUUGAGCACAGCUCUACUAUUAAAUCCAACCCUACAUUCCGUGCUGAAUUUGCGCGCAUGUGUAAUACAAUCGGUGUCGACCCACUGGCAGCAAGCAACAUCAAGGGCAAGAAUGGACGGCGAGGGCUGGGCGAAGGGGGUAGCUUUUGGACCCAGAUCCUCGGAGGAGACAUGAACGACUUUUACUUUGAAGUUGCUGUGCGAGUGGUGGAGCUCUGUAGAGAAACGCGAAGUGAGAACGGAGGUUUGAUAGGCGUCGAGGAAUGUCGGAAACAGGUUGGGCGAGGGAAAGCUAUCGGUAGUGGACUAGAGGUUUCAGCAGAUGACGUUCUUCGCGCCGUUCGAUCGCUUGAGCCUCUUGGCUCUGGAUUUUCCAUUGUCAAUGUUGGCUCCAAACAGUACAUCCGGUCCAUUCCGAAGGAGCUGAAUACCGACCAGGCUACGGUCCUAGAUGUGAUCCAAAUGCUCGGGUUUGUGAGCGUCUCGAUGCUACGUCUCAACUUGAAUUGGGAAAAAGCUCGGGCGCAAACCGUGAUCGAUGACCUCGUUGCGGACGGGCUGGUUUGGGUGGAUGCCCAAGGCCCGGAAAAGGAGUACUGGUCUCCGCAGAACUUACUGAACGAUACUUGA
Molecule: messenger RNA, 867 nt
Organism: Penicillium chermesinum
Lineage: Eukaryota; Fungi; Ascomycota; Eurotiomycetes; Eurotiales; Aspergillaceae
Product: ESCRT-II subunit protein SNF8
Exons: 2
Coding region: 1-867 (288 amino acids)
Biological process (GO): protein transport to vacuole involved in ubiquitin-dependent protein catabolic process via the multivesicular body sorting pathway
Cellular component (GO): ESCRT II complex
Source: RefSeq, a predicted model, not a curated record